UUGGGGGAGGGGCUGCGUUUCAGGAGGCUGCAGCUGACAAGAAGCUUCAAGGAGGUGCCUCUGCCAUCCCCAUCACAGGGAGGGGGCGGAGCCUUCUCUGAGAACCUUGGAACUGAGCUGUGCCUGGCCACUCUUGGGGGAGGAGCUGCAUUUCAGGAGGCUGCAGCUGACAAGAAGCUUCAAGGCUACAGCCCUGCAGACGUCCUUCUUGCAGCUAAUUCUUCCAGACCACAGCUUGUCUCCUUUUAGAGUACAAAUCGAGACAACCGGAUCAUAGGGCCAGACACUUCACGAUCCACAAAUUGGAUUUAUUCUUGUAUCCUCCAUAUUGUCCUAUUCAAUCAACAUUCAAGCAGAAAUUCAGCUGGAGAAGAAAAGGCGACACAAGGCGUAUAUCCUUUGUAGUUGUAAGGCAAAGGGGGCUUUGAUCAGGGUGUUGCUUUUGGUAGAAACUCUCUUAGCAGAGUCAAGAAUCGUCAUACACUUCAAUCUCCGAUAAUAACCUCUUGGGACACGUAUAUAAAUCAUAAUGGAUGCCGAGUAUGUCCUGUGCAACUGGAAAGACCAGUUAUGGCCAGCAAAAGUUCUGUCUAGAUCUGAGACUUCAUCAAACAAUAAGAGAAAAAAGACAUUUUCCCUAGAAGUUCAAAUACUCUCACUAGAUGAAAAAAUUAAAGUGGAAAGCACGGAAACAAAGGCUCUAAAUAAAUCUCAAAUUGAAGCCAUUGCCUCCUCACUAGCAGCACAAUCAGAAGUCAGUUCUCCACCUGGAGAGGAAACAGCCUAUGCAAGAUCACUAAAAGUGGCACUGGAUAUUCUGAAUGAAAGAAUAGAUUUGAGUCAAGCAACCAGUUCAGAUGACGAAGCGACCACUACUCUGUCUCAAAAUGAUCCACAAAAGCUUUCUGAUUCACCCCCUCAUAAAAAGUACCGGAAGCAUGAAAUAGACUUAUCAGAGUGUCUUGAGGAAAAUGAAAAUGCAACAUCCUCAUUAGUAUCUUUAGAGAAUAAUGAUUCCCUGUAUGAUGAUAAAUCACAGGUGCAUGCAACCAUUGAUACUCUUCCAAAUGAAAUGGAAACAGAGUCAUCAGAAAACUUCAGCUGGUACCAGAGUUUUCCUUCACUUUCAGAAGAUGAUGAUGAAAAGGAAAGCAAGAAAAAUAUUGAUAUCUCAACAGUUAUGCCUUUGCAUUCCACAAUCAAAGAGGAGGAUGUAUAUGUUAAAGAUGAAAAGUUCACUCCAACUAUGCCAUUAGAUACCUUCACUGAGCCCAAAGCUUUGAAAGAGGAGGCAGAGGACAUUUUCCCAGAGACCCAGGCUAUUUCCUCUGAAUCCUCUACCUUAUCAGAGAAUAUUGAGGAUCCUGGAGAGGGCCCUUCAAAUACAUGCUCAGAUAUCAGCCAGAAUCAACCUGUGGAAUCAGAAGCAAGUGCUACGACCUCCCCCAGGCCUUGUUCAUGGGAAUGUCAAGUUUCAUUUAGUGCCUCUAACAAUGUCCUGGAUUAUUCACCCCUUGUGAAUAAUGAAAGAAAUCCUCAGAGACUGGAUUUUGAAGAACUUGGAGAAGACCUUCAAGCUUCUGAUAUGUCAGUGCAUCUAAACCGUAUUGAAAAUUCCAUAGUAGAUGACAAUGAGCAAGAUGAAGAACUUCCACGCUUUGUUUUUAAUUAUCAGCCUCGUCCAUUUGAAACAGGAAUGAUAGUCUGGUUUAAAUAUCAAAAAUAUCCAUUUUGGCCAGCAGUGGUGAAGAGCAUCAGGCGAAAGGAGAGAAAAGCAAGUGUGCUUUUUGUUGAGGCAAACAUGAAUCCUGAAAAGAGAGGCAUUAGGGUGACUUUUAGAAGAUUAAAGAAAUUUGAUUGUAAAGAGAAGCAAGCAUUAGUGGAUAAAGCCAGGGAGGAAUACAGUGAAAGUAUUGACUGGUGCAUCUCGCUGAUUUGUGACUACAGAGUUAGACUAGGUUGUGGUUCUUUUGCAGGCUCUUUCCUUGAGUAUUAUGCUGCUGAUAUUAGUUACCCAAUUAGGAAAUUAAUCAAACAGGACACCUUCAGGAACUUAUUUCCGAAGCUGCAUAAUGAGAAUCCUGUAGAACAGAUGGCUGUGACUUCCCAGACCAAGAAAAUGUCCUUCCAGAAAAUUCUUCCUGACCGAAUGAAGGCUGCUCGGGACCGAGCCAACAAGAACUUAGUGGACUUCAUUGUGAAUGCAAAGGGAACAGAGAACCAUCUUCUAGCCAUUUUAAAAGGCACAAAAAGAUCCAGGUGGCUGAAAUCAUUUUUGAAUGCAAAUAGGUUCACUCCUUGUAUUGAAACAUACUUUGAGGAUGAAGAUCAGUUGGAUGAGGUGGUGAAGUAUUUACAAGAAGUCUACAAACAAAUAGAUGAAAGAAUGCUGACUCUGAUAAGAGAUGAUAAAAUUAAAUUUAUCCUGGAAGUUCUUCUGCCAGAAGCUAUCAUUUAUUCAAUUUCUGCUGUUGAUGGAUUAGAUUACAAGGCAGCUGAAGCAAAGUAUCUAAAGGGACCAUCCCUAGGAUAUAGGGAAAGAGAAUUAUUUGAUGCAAAAAUCUUAUUUGAAAAGAGACGGAAACCAUUAAUAAAUGAGGCUCAUUAAGUCUCUUGAGAAUCCAAACCAUAACAAAAUGUACAUAGAUAUUAGUUCUAAAAAGUCAUUGAACAAUUCUAACAUAUAUUUUCCAGAAAUGAGAGAGUUUGGGUAAUGUGUUAAUUUUUUUUUUGAGAGCUCUAAGAUUUGAGACAAUUACAACAUCUUUGUUUUCUUUUCUUACACUUCUUCAAAGUCAAUUUUAUUAACAUAUAUCAGCAGUCCUACUUUCCCGUACAUUUUUAGAAUGCAUAAUUCCUAAAUUAUUUUUAAGGGAAAGUACUAUUUUGGUUUUUUUUUUACAUUUUUGUGGCUAUGCUUUAUAGUUAAAUACAGUGUGCAUAAUCAUUUUAAUAUUAAAAUUGCACUGGUGUUAGAUAUUAACAGAUAAUUAGAAAAAUGUCUAAAAAGAACAUCACUUAUAUAUUUUUGCUUAAUUUUUAUAAAAUGUUGGCUUUUCUCUUACGAUAGCUGAAUUAUUUUUCCUGCCAUGCCUAUUUAUUUUUGGAAGAAAAUGUCUCUGAGAUAUGGAACCAAAGAUAGAGAGAUGCUUUGCUAUAUAUUAUAACUAACUGCAAUUGCUUUUGCAAGAUAACAGUCUGGAAUUCAAAAAUAAAGUAAAUAGAUUACCUGCAUGCAGUCUGUAUGUGUGUGAAUAACAUCUCAGCAUGCAAAAAUAAUCUUGGCAAUCUUGAACAGGAUUGUUCAUUUUAUGUUUCCCUAAAAUUCCAUUUAUGGAGUGUCUGUUAUUCAGUAGAUGAAUGGUUUCUUCUUGCCUUUUGGCUGUCUUCAUUACUAACAGUGACUGUAUCUUAAUAUAGCCAUGUGACCACAUGUGAAAGACAGCUAGAGUCCUAGUAUUCAUCAUCUGGCUACUGUAGAUGAAUGAGUCCAGGGUGACUGCUUAAAAGCCCACCUAGUUUGAUACAAACUGUAGAAAAUCCAAACACUUUCUUCUGAGCCUUGUAUCUCUGACUACAUAGUCAUUUGUUUCAAACCAUACAAUCUUUAUCAUGUCGCUUAUUUAUAAAAUAGUUCUAGUUGGUUCCAAUGACAUAAAUGCCAACUGGUACAUUAUUCCAGGCUACUAGAGAGAGUAUAUGGACUAGAAUUGGUGAAUUCGGAAAUGGGUCACAGAAAGAGCCUUUAUUUGGCCAAAAUUGACAGUUAUGAGUGUGAUUUAAAAUAUACAAUUAAAAGUUAAAGUUUGAAGCCAGUGAAUUGUUUAUUCUAAAUUGAAAUAAGAUUUUAGUGAGAAAAAAAUAUCAGGAGGGCUACUUUAUUUUUAAAAAUUGUUGUAAAAGUAAAUGCUAAAGGCUUAACAUGAACCUAUCUCCAUUUUUACUGAGUGAGACACAUAUCACUCUUGGGUUUUUGUUAUGUGUUCACAUGGCCUCCUCGUGUUUAUGUAAAAGUUGCAAAUGCUUGAUGUAUGGAUUUACAAUAAAACUAUUGUAUCUUUAACCUUGGAUUGUCACUUUGUUACACUUCAGAUUGUGCAGCCUCCUAAGUAGUGUUUCUAUAAAAAAAAAAUUAGACACACACACAAAAACACACAUAUAUUAUCAUUUGUUUGGAAUUUUUGCCUGUUGUAGUUGUCAUAAGUUUAAUGCUUGUUAUACGUUAUCAUUCUAAAUAAAUGUUCACUUUCAUGA
Messenger RNA from Suricata suricatta (meerkat), 4254 nucleotides. It is a transcript of the gene PWWP3B, whose product is annotated as PWWP domain containing 3B. Bases 530 to 2608 code for a protein of 692 amino acids. NCBI's taxonomy places the organism in Eukaryota, Metazoa, Chordata, Mammalia, Carnivora, Herpestidae. The transcript is spliced from 5 exons. The record is from RefSeq and is a predicted model, not a curated record.